AUGCCCAAAGAACCCGUCAUCAAAGUCCGAGGCGUCAAGAAGAUCUUCGGCGAGCAGGUCGUCCUCGACGGCAUCAACCUCGACGUCUACGAAGGCGAGACCAUGGUCGUCAUGGGCGGAUCCGGCUCCGGAAAGUCCACCCUCCUGCGCAUCAUGAUCGGAUCCAUCCGGCCCGAGGAGGGCUCCGUCGAGCUCUUCGGCAAGAACAUCGUCGACCUCGAUGAGAGCGAGCUCAACGAGGUCCGCAAGAAGUUCGGCAUCCUCUUCCAGUCCGGCGCCCUCUUCAAUUCCAUGACCAUCGCCGAGAACGUCGCCCUCCCCCUCCAGGAGCACACCGACCUCGCGCCCGAGAUCAUCGACAUCCAGGUCAAGAUCAAGCUCGAGCUCGUCGGCCUCCGCGAGCACGCCGACAAGUACCCCGCCCAGAUCUCCGGCGGCAUGAACGCCGAGAUCGAUCAGCUCAUGGUCGACCUCUCCAAAAAGCUCCACGUCACCUCCAUCGUCGUCACCCACGAGAUGGACUCCGCCUUCACCAUCGCCGACCGCAUGGCCAUGCUCGACAAGGGCAAGAUGCUCGUCGUCGAGUCGCGCGAGUACUUCGAGCAGAUGCGCGACACGCCCCUCGAGCAGGCGAAGCAGAUGAGCCAGACCGACCAGCUCAUCCGACAGUUCCUCCGCGGGGACCCCGAGGGGCCCAUCACCAAACGCAAGGAAGACUCCAGCUACGAAGAGGACCUCCUCGGAACCGGAGCGGAAACCCUCCGCGAGAAGACGCCCUCCAUCGUCACCACGCGCGCCAAAGCCAUCCAGUAG
Messenger RNA from Symbiodinium necroappetens, 813 nucleotides. Lineage: Eukaryota; Dinophyceae; Suessiales; Symbiodiniaceae. The record is from the annotation of a GenBank genome assembly.